Suncus etruscus (white-toothed pygmy shrew) is the source of this 810-nucleotide messenger RNA. It is a transcript of the gene IL1A, whose product is annotated as interleukin 1 alpha. Gene Ontology annotation, cellular component: extracellular region. The transcript has 7 exons. Gene Ontology annotation, biological process: cellular response to lipopolysaccharide; cytokine-mediated signaling pathway; inflammatory response. Gene Ontology annotation, molecular function: interleukin-1 receptor binding; cytokine activity. The coding region runs from base 1 to 810 and encodes 269 amino acids. The record is from RefSeq and is a predicted model, not a curated record. NCBI's taxonomy places the organism in Eukaryota, Metazoa, Chordata, Mammalia, Eulipotyphla, Soricidae.
AUGGCCCAAGUCCCUGAUCUGUUUGAGGACCUGAAGAGCUGUUACAGUGAAAAUGAAGAAUAUAGCUCAGAAAUGGAACAUCACUCUCUGACUCAGAAAUCCUUCUAUGACACAAACUAUGGGCCACUUCAUGAGAGCCACAUGAAUAAAUGUGUGUCUUUGAGUACCUCCAAUACCUUGAAGACAUCUACAAUUACCUUCAAGAAUAGUAUGGUGGUGAUGGACACCCAUGGGGAUGUUCUGAAAAAGAGAACGCUGAGUUUGAAUGAGGUCCUCACUGAUGCAGACUUGGAAGUCAUUGCCAAUACCAGCACAAUAACAGAAGAAGAAAUCAAGCCCAGGUCCAUAUCUUACAAUUUCCAGAGCAAUUUGAAAUACAGACGUGUAGGAAACAAUGGCCAAUUCAUGCUGCAGGAUGGACUCAAUCAAAAUAUCACUCAACAAGAUAACCACCUCCGUGCUACUGCAUCACAGAGAGAAAAAGUGAUAUUUGACAUGGAUUUUUAUCUAUCAGAAGAAGAUGAUUCUAAAGCACCUGUGACACUAAGAAUCUCAGAAACUCAACUUUUUGUGAGUGCCCAAAAUGAAGGGGAACCUGUAUUACUAAAGGAGAUGGGGAAAACACCCGAAAUAAUUGAAGAUGAGACCAAUAUCCUCUUCAUGAUGGAACCUAUUGGCAGUAUGAAUUACUUCCAAUCAGUUGCCUAUCCAGAUUUGUAUCUUGCCACAAAGGAAGAAAACUUUGUGUACAUGGCAAAAAGAUCGCCUCAUUCAAUCACUGACUUUCGUCUAUUGGAAAGCAGAUCUUGA